Psylliodes chrysocephalus is the source of this 2589-nucleotide messenger RNA. The record is from the annotation of a GenBank genome assembly. NCBI's taxonomy places the organism in Eukaryota, Metazoa, Arthropoda, Insecta, Coleoptera, Chrysomelidae.
AAGCAAUCUUACAACUACAAUGAUUACUUUUACUUUUAUCAUCUUUUUAUUUUUUACCUCUAUCAAUCAGUCAAUUCAAAACGUUGAAUUAGCACAAAAUAGGCAAAAAUUGCAACAAGACAAAAUUAUCUGCGGAAGUGUGUUUACAGAAAAACUAUUUUAUUUACAAUCUCCAGAUUAUCCAGAAAAUUAUCCAUCGAACGUCAACUGCGAAUAUAUUCUAAAAAAUCCCGAUGAGUGUCCCACGUACUUCAAAUUAAAUUUUCUCGUGUUUCGCCUGGAAAAUUCAGUAGGAUGUGAUAGAGACAAGUUGAUAAUUCAAGAUCAGGAUGUCUUGUGUGGCAAUGGUCCCGAAAAUCCCGAGGGUAACGCUUAUUUUUCGAAUGACGGCACAUUGAACGUGCGGUUCAUCACUGAUGGGAAUGGAACUUCUUCGGGAUUCAAGAUUUUAGUCAAUAGGACGGAUUGCGAAAAUGAUAUUAGAAGAACGACUACGGACGUUACUGAAACUUUCGAAACGUCUACAUUAGAACAAGAGCUAUCCACGCUUCCCUUCCGGCCAUUCCAUCUACCAAUUCAACCGGCUCACGAAGGAAAACUACCGCAUUGCUGCCUGAACACUUACAAUUCUAGAAGAUUCUUAAUUACAAGUCCCAAUUUUCCAAACAGUUUAAAUGCAAAGUUUGAAUGUGCGAUUCAGAUUCAAAAAGCUAACCAAAAUAUUUGCAGACUAAGGUUGUCGUUUCUGUAUUUUUAUUUAGGAUCAAGCAACUACAACAACUGUCCGUAUGGUUAUCUCAAAAUCGACGGAAAACUAAUAUGCGGCUGUAACCAGGAGUUAAAACUAACCACCACUUUUGAAAACGACAAUAUCAAAAAUCUAAUUUUCAAAUCUGACCAAACAAAUGUUAACUCCAGAACUGGUUUUAUAAUAGAAGUUAUUCAAGAUGAGUGCCCGACAAAAUACUAUCCGGCUAGCAAAAAUGAUGUUAAUAACGCCAAAGAAGAUUACAGAUAUAUUGUACCUCGAUUUGGAGAACAAUCAUAUAUUGAACAAGCGCAACUGGUACAUCAAAAAACGGAAAUUACAAAUAACAACCCUAGCAGUUCAAAAUUUGUAAACGUACCGAAAUUGGUAAAGACCUUUUACUACUUUACAGAACCCGAUUAUAACGCUUUACCGUUAGAGCCUAGAGAAAAUGAACCUACGACUUUUAUAGACACCACAACUAUAAAUUCAGUUGUAACAAAUCUUAAUUCGAAUGAAUGCAUGAACUGGAAUAGUUUUCAACUACAAAAUUUGCUUAAUCGUUAUGGUACAAAUUUGCAAACUUGCAGAAGAACCGAGGAUAAUAGCGAUAGCGAGAGACGUGACUGCGUUGAAUUAGAUUAUUUGAAUGGAUAUUUUAAAAGUCCUGGAUAUCCCUUUUUCUAUCCCAAGAAUUUAAAUAUUUGUUACAGAUUCAGAAAGCAAACAGGAUAUUGCGGUGUUCGAUUGUUCAUGGCCGACUUUAAAAUAGAAAACAGUUAUGGAUGUCAUAAAGAUUAUAUUUUAUUGGAAAAUGGGAAUAAAUAUUGCGGAAAGAGACUCUUUGGACAAUAUUUAACAUUUGAUUUAACCUACAAAAAUCACGUCGAUAUGAUAUUCGUAACAGAUACAUUUUUCUGCGGACGCGGUUUCUUUGGUACAUACAGACAAUUACACUGUCAAACGAAUCCAGAUUAUACUACUAUUCGCCCUGAUUUUACCACCACUACGACGCUAAGGCCGUUUCCAAUUUGCGAUAGAUAUAUUACUGAUCGAGCUUUUGAAUUGGAAGUUGGUCAGGAUUUAGAAAAAUGUAUAUUUCAAAUUAGGAGGCUUUCAAAGAAUGUUUGUAAAAUAAACCUCUAUUUGGAAAAAUUCGAUCUGUUCUGCGGUUCAGAAGCUUUAGAAUUAGAUAAAAUGAUGCUAUGUGGACACCUUUCAGGAAGAAAACUUUCAGUAAAUUUUGAAGACAAUAAUGAUUUAAUCCAGAUUAUAUACCAAAGCAGUCUAACAAAUAAAUAUGAAGACUACAAAUUCAGGAUAUUUGGAGAACAAAUUACUGACGAUUGCCUAUUUCCAGAUCCACCUGUUCAACGGUUUGUGAAAAAUUCAUAGAUAAUUUUAUACCUAAUAUGUUUUACUAUUUUUUUUAAACAUGCUUUAAUAGCAAAAUAUACUACAUUACUCGUACUAGAUUGUAUUGUAUCGUGAAGAAAAAAAUAAAACUGUACUUCAAUUUUAAUAAUACAUCUUGUUAAGUUGGUUUGGUGUUAUUAGAUAAAUAUUAAAAGAAGCCAUAGUUUUUCUGACACAUGUUAUGGAAGUUUAGUUAUCCACGUGAGGGUGAAAAUAUAUUAAUAAUCCAAACUAUUUUUUUUUUAUUUAAUUAUAGGUAAUAUUUUAGUUCUUUAGAGGCUGAAAUAUUUUUUCUAAUAAUUAGAUUCGUGUUUAAAACUAUCAGCCCCAAACAAGAUUGGCUCUCGAAGUUUGAAGAAGAAGAAAAUUUCCUUAAAUUAAUCAAUUUAACUUUUGAACCUUCUUGUUCUUCUUCUUUUUUUUUU